UGUGAGGACGCACAGAGUUGUAGAGACAGACAGACGGACACUGGACACGGCUGUUGGACCUUUACUGGCUGCUAAAUUUCAGGAAUGGGAAACCAUAUUGUUUCUGACCGUAACAACAAGAAGAUGCCACUGGGUGACGAUUGCCAUGCCUGGAAAAAGAAGACCACAGAUGUGAAGGAUCAGUAUGACUUCAAAGAGAUCCUGGGAACGGGAGCUUUCUCUGAGGUGGUCCUGGCUGAGGAGAAGAGGACCCAGAAAUUGGUGGCUAUCAAGUGCAUCCCCAAGAAGGCAUUAGAGGGCAAGGAAAACAGCAUUGAGAAUGAGAUUGCAGUCCUGCAUAAGAUUAAACACGCCAACAUUGUAUCUCUGGAAGAGAUAUUUGAGAGUAAAUCACACCUCUACCUUGUCAUGCAACUGGUGUCUGGCGGGGAACUCUUCGAUCGUAUCAUAGAGAAGGGCUUCUACACAGAGAAAGAUGCCAGUAAGCUCAUUCAGCAGAUUUUGGAUGCCGUCAAAUACCUCCACGACAUGGGCAUUGUGCACCGUGACCUCAAGCCAGAGAAUCUGCUGUACUACAGCAUGGAUGAAGACUCCAAGAUCAUGAUCAGUGACUUUGGUCUGUCUAAAAUUGAGGGCUCUGGCAGUGUGAUGGCAACAGCAUGUGGAACCCCUGGAUAUGUUGCCCCUGAAGUGUUGGCUCAGAAACCCUACAGUAAAGCAGUGGACUGCUGGUCUAUUGGUGUCAUAGCUUAUAUUCUGUUGUGUGGUUACCCUCCAUUCUACGAUGAAAAUGAUGCCAAACUCUUUGAACAGAUCCUGAAGGCAGAAUACGAGUUUGAUUCUCCGUACUGGGAUGAUAUCUCUGAUUCAGCUAAAGACUUUAUAGUCCACCUGAUGGAGAAAGACCCCAGCACACGUUACACCUGUGACCAGGCUCUGCAGCACCCCUGGAUUGCUGGGGAUACUGCUCUAGACAAGAACAUCCACGAGUCUGUCAGUGCUCAGAUCAAGAAGAAUUUUGCUAAGAGCAAGUGGAAGCAAGCAUUUAAUGCCACAGCAGUGGUCCGUCACAUGAGACGUCUGCAGCUCGGCACCAGCAGCGAGGGACCCAGCCCCACCAUGUCCAGUCCGUGCCGAACUCAUCUGCUAAAGGAAGAUGAAGAGGCCUGCUGUGAGGGAGGGUGCUCCCAGAACGUUGAUGCCAACUGCACCUACCGCUGCCACCCGACCAGCAGGGUGUGAUCCCCGCGCCUGCUCCACUUACCCUAUUCAAUCCCAGUGACUUUCCAAUUUUAACCCCCUCGGUGGAACCGGAGGCACCAUCUCCCCCCUUAUCUGGUUAGGAAUACAGCGUCAUUCCAACCUCUCGCCUGCAGGGGGAGCCAGCCUGUCCAGCCUGAGAAGGAAGACCUGAAAUGGGAUGAGAGGAGGAGCAGGGAGAGUUGAUGAAGAUGAUGCACUGGAGGAUAACUUUUACAGACUGGGCUGAUAGUUUGGGAUGUGUUGAAAUAGGGAGAGGAUACAAAGGAAGGAGGGAAAGAUAACCUCAUCCACCAGCAUGUCAGGGGGGAUUGUUUUUGCCGAAGCAGGACAGAGCUUGUUGGACACUGUUUUUACUCAUGAUUUUUGAUUCAACUCGUCUCUUUGUCUGUUUUAUUGUUUAUUGUUUUAUAUAUUUUUGUGUUGUCUUUUUAACCUCCUACUUCGGAGUGUAAAUCCAGAGACAAUAUCUGCAUGAUCAGGAGAGAGUCCCCCCCACCCCACCCCAUGCAUGUUUUAUUAUCUUAAAAAUAUUCCCGGUUGCAGAACUGCAGUAUCGCAGUACAAUGCAACAGAUGGGAUCUUGUGGGCAAAGUUGUUUAAAGGGGAAAGACAUAGAUCAUCUGGAUAUGUUGCAGUGUUUGAAAUGAUAUUGGGUCAAAUCUUGUAAUUUCACAGAUCUGCAGUCUAUGUCUUUAAGUCGUGCUUUUAGACAAUCAGUAACAAUAGUUUAUGCAAUGAAAACUCCAUAUAUCUACUAUGUAGCCUUUCUUGUGGCGAUAUAGUGUUUCCUUGCAGCGGUUUGGCUUCUUGAGAGGAAAAGGCUUCUCCCUCUCUCUUUCCCUCUCUCUUUUUUCAACCCUGAACCUCUUUAAACACUCAAGCACAGGGAUAUAUCUUUGUCUAAGGUGCCUUUAGGAUAUACAGUAUGAUGAAUUUAUUUUCGGGUAGCUUCUAAAAUGUUUUGUCUGUUUCUUUCAGCACAGACUCUUUCAGUAACUUCAUAUUUUGUAUGUAUCACAUUUUAAGCUUUAAAAAUGCAGUUUUAUGCUUUUUGUCUCAAAGUUAAGUACUGUAAUCUCAGAAGGAGGGCCUGUGUGCAUAAUGUACACUGCCAUUAUAGUCUCAGUUAAAAUACACCAGAAUUACAAUAUGAAACAAUAAUGCUAUUAUAACCCUUCUGGAGAGCUUCAACAGGGGCAUGGUGUACUUUUUUAAAAUAUCUCUCAAAUAAGUUUUCAGAAAUAUUAUUAUUACUUUUUCAUCUCCCUCAAUGACACAUAUUAAAGAACUUUGUUCUUGUAUUUCAGUACAAAUCCUAAGCUAAAUUUUGUGCAGAUAUCGUGUAUUUACAAACCGGAUCAGUGCUUAGCCAUAUUCAAGACUAGGCUGACUAGAAGGAUUAAAUAGAUUGUGUGAAUGCAAAAAAAAAACAAACUGCAACCAACAUUUGAUAUGCAUCUGUCACCAUGUACUGUAAUCGUACCAUCAUUCAAAUCUUUUCUUCUUACAUUCUUUGACAGGCAAAUUUCCUCCACAUGCAGCCUGUAUAGAAGGAGAUUAAAGAAUGUGAAUAUGCUUCAUAUUGACUCACUUCAUCUUUACUUUUCAUAUGUGCCGUUUAUUUUUCUGUGUGCAUGAAGAGUAUGUUUGGUUCAUUUUUCAUUCAUUCAACUCUAAACUAAAAACAUGCAUAGACAAACUUGGUGUUGAGUAUCAGAUAUAGAGGAGGGUAAAGCGCAUUUGUUGGACUCUUCUGUACUUCAUUUUGGGGGCGUGUAACAGCCAGGAGCUGAGGGACUGUCCGAGAUGGCAGUGAAUGUGAUGCUGAGAUCUUCCACGGACCAUCACUCCAUCCAGUUUCUUUUUAACUGUUUCAUUCUCUCUGAUACACCAGUAUAGACAUCUGGUACUGAUGUGAUUUGCAUGAUGUGGCUUGAAAUGUGUCACUCCCAUGACCAACAAUGAAUAGUGUGUACACUACUUGUGAUAUUGUCACAGUUGACAUCAGCCAAGUGCUUGUAAAAGAAGAUAUUUUGUCAGAAGUUUAAAGUUCUCUUCAUGCAGAUGAGUAAAGAGCAACAAAAAGUUGUAUUAACUUUUCAACAGGUCAAAGCAAGUUCAAUGUGCCGCUUCAACAUUUUUGAGCUUUAUUCUGCAUUCCUAUUGGAUAGGCGUUGUAGUGUAUUCUGGCAGUAAUGUAACUGGUGACUCCAAACUGUAAAACGUAGUUUAAAGAGUGAUUUAUUUUUCCGGGAUUUUCUGUGUAAAAUGUCCGUACCUUAUAAAUUACUGUGACAGAGGAAGACCCAAACAAGCACAGGAUAGCUGACGCAUGGAGGCAGUUGCUGUCCACAGAUUUAUUAAUAUUGGCAGACUGACAAUAUUGCAAUUAAUCUCCUGUUAAUAAAAACAAAUCUGCUAAUUUGACAUAAAGCCACAAACAGGCAUUAAUCUCCUGCAGUCUGAUAGAGGUCCUGUAAUUUGCCUCCUGAUGAUGAUUAAUUUUAUUGUAUGAAUAUAAGAAGGGGUUUCACACACUCCAGCUCCCUCUGGUUAAGCAAACACAAAGUACGCAAAUUCAAAAUGUUCCCACAAACUCUCUCUCAUAUCUCUAGAUUACUUCUAUGAAAAAUCUAGAGAUAUGUUCUAAAUUUUAACCUGAGGCAAAGAAACUGGAAACGGAAAAAGCAAAGAUUUUUGCAUUCCAGCGCAGUGAAACAAGUGACAAUGAAAUACAUUACCAAGUAGUAUCCCAUUACCUCACCACUCAACCACCUUGGCAGGAAAAUAGCAGGAGUGAUAUGGCAUACAUACAUUUCAUUUGUGGAUUUAACAGAGCAGCAGCCUGAUGGAAAAAGAAGAUUUGUGUGAAAGGUUUCUCCUUUGAUCACUCAAUUACCACUUGGAGAGAGUGACCAACGUGCGAUAAGAUUUGUUGUAUACAAAUGAGUAUCUGUACCAUAAAUAUGUUGCCUUUUAAGAAAUGCUGUUUCAGGCUGCAGUACCUACUGUGUUCAUAGAUGCAAUGCAUCAUGGGUUGUUGAAAAGUGACUAUACUGCUCAGUGUGAAAGCCAGUGACUUGUGCUUGAAGUAAGUGAAACAUACAUUAAAAUCCCUGUCUAUGCAUUAUGAA
Messenger RNA from Centropristis striata (black sea bass), 4397 nucleotides. It is a transcript of the gene camk1b, whose product is annotated as calcium/calmodulin-dependent protein kinase Ib. Gene Ontology annotation, molecular function: calcium/calmodulin-dependent protein kinase activity; calmodulin binding; ATP binding. NCBI's taxonomy places the organism in Eukaryota, Metazoa, Chordata, Actinopteri, Perciformes, Serranidae. Gene Ontology annotation, cellular component: intracellular anatomical structure. The record is from RefSeq and is a predicted model, not a curated record. Gene Ontology annotation, biological process: peptidyl-serine phosphorylation. The transcript has 13 exons. The coding region runs from base 85 to 1242 and encodes 385 amino acids.